This is a messenger RNA of Klebsormidium nitens, 3821 nucleotides long. NCBI's taxonomy places the organism in Eukaryota, Viridiplantae, Streptophyta, Klebsormidiophyceae, Klebsormidiales, Klebsormidiaceae. The record is from the annotation of a GenBank genome assembly.
GCCCCGGGUGCCACCAGACUGCAAGUCCACUAGCAUUACGCGGCUGCAUUAGGGUCUCGCACACCGCCCGGGGAGCAACCGGGCCCUCCCUGUGACAUUAGGGUCUCGCGGGCAACCGAGUGACAACCGGGCACUUCCCUGAGACAACCGGGCCUUCCCGCUUUAGGGUUACACCAUUGCGACUAGCAACCGAGCAAGUCCUUUUAGUUUUAGUGUAUGCCCGGGGAUUCCCUGUGUCUCUAGGACACUGGAUACCAACAGUGUCAUAGGCCCGAUUUGUCCGCCAAUCGGGGAUUAUCAUCGGACCUAUUUGUCCCUUGGAUUUCGACUUUUAUACCUCAAUCUGCAUGAACGUUUUGAGUCUGUCUAACCGCGUUUGACGGGUGGGACUUCGUUAGGCCCAGCAACUGAGCCGACCUGUUCACACAUGACCUGGUUAAAGCUGGUAACCUGCGCCUGACCGGGAGAGCUGUGCUUCUCAAUAUUGUGUGCCACAUUCCACUUGAGUCUUGAGAGAAGUGAAGGCGAUCCUAUUCACGUAGAUUGAAGAAAGGCUAGCGCUUGGGACCUGCACAUGUCAAUGGCUAUGGUUGCUGCGGCUGCUGCUGCCCCUGCUCUGGCGGCUUGAUCCUCACGCGGCAUUGGGCAGGGUGCCACGAUGUACGGCCCCAGCCGCACGGUGUCGGGCGUUGCAGAUGUGGACGCCCUGUCCAGCAGCCUCAAGGGCCUCCCAGUGGAAGCGGCAUUCACGCAGGUGACCAACUACCUGCGGCUGCACCGGGAGCAGGCCAAAGACUUUUUCCGCAUCUGCUUCCCUGUGCUCCUCCAAAGGAUCUUUGGCUUUGAGGACCACCCCACCGGCGGGCCAGUCGCUGCGCCUGCACCAUCAGCAGGCGGAUGGCUGCAGCAGGCCUCCAUCGCCGGCAAGGAGGGGGAGGCGCGCGCCCUGCUGACCUGCCUGGACCCUGGCGCCGCGCUGUUCCAGUCGCUGCUGGCGGUGGACCGCGCCACAUCGGUGCGCUUUGUGUUCCCCCCCGCGCGCCUGCCCGACUGGGUGCGCCGCCUGCUGGCCUCCUCCCAGGGGGCGCAGCUGCUGGCGGAGCAGGCGCCGCUUUUCCAGGGGGCCAUCAUGCAGGACGCAGCAGGCCGCUUCCAGGUGCACCUGGGCCUGUGCCAGUACUUUUUCUUCUGGUACGCCUACUACGUCGUCUGCAAGGACACCGCCACCUCCCGCAACACGCGCCAAGCGCAGGCGCAGGCCGCACAGGGCCACUUCCCCGCUCGCCGCCUCGACCCGUGGCCGUCUCUGAAGCUGCCCGGCCUGCCGUCCCCCUCCGCUGCCCCCGCGGCCCCCUACCGCGACCUGCUGCGCCGCUACCUGCGCCACUUUUUGCCCUACUCCGCGCCCGCCAUGCUCGCGCCACCGCCUCCCGCCAGCCCCCUCCGCCAGCUCAGCCGUCUACCCUCGGGGACCCCCGAAGCGCGCACGCCCCAGGCUGCCAGCGAGCGCGCUGCGCCCCUCUCCCCUGGCGACAUCCUGCUGCACACACUGCUCACCUUCUGGCUGCGCGACGGCGACCCCGCCCCCUUCUCCGCGGCGGACCAGCGUUUCCUCCCCGCCCCCUACGGCGGCCCGGCCCCCUUCUCGUACCCCCCCGCGGGGAGCGACCUGCUGGACUGCCUGCUCAUCCUGGUGUCGUACAUCGACGCCAACCCGCAGCUCGCCGCGCUGCAAGCACAUCCCCCGCCCGGCCCCCGCGGCGCGGCCCGCCCCACCUUCGAGCGGGCCUUCAGCGGCUCCUUCCGCAGUCCGCUUCCUGGGGGCCCGCAGCCCGGCUUCGUGGCCCCCCCCCUGCCCCCUGCGUCGGCGGCGCUGCAGCGGCCGCUGUAUCGGCUGAUCUUGCGGGCGCUGCUGACGUGGCCCGUCCAGAACGGCGGGCUGGCCAAGAUCGAGAAGCUGGUCGACGUGUGGGCGCGCCACCUGCAGCCCUGGGCGGCGGCCGCACAGCAGCAGCAGCCCCCCCGCCACGCCGGCUUCCACCUGCAGCGCGCGCAGUCGGGCGAGGGGGGGCAGGCAGGGCAGGCCCCCGCGCCCGGGUACGGCGUCAAAUGGCAGGGGUACGUGCUGGCCAGCUACGCCUUCUACAACCCGCUGGUGGUGCACCUCCUCGAGUGGGCCUGCCGCGCGGGCCAGGCCGACGCUGCCGCCACCGCACGCAUCGUGAGCAAGGUGGUUGGCGCGCUGCAGUCGCCCCCUCUGGUGGAGCUGCUGCGCAAGGUGGAGGCGGCCUACGCUGGCCACGUGGCAGCACGGCAUGCUCCGGGGCAGCAGGCGGACCUUUGCAGCAGCCUCGAGGAACAAAUGCGGGACUGGGAGAGCGGGCUGGUGCAGCCGGCCCCGCUCCUGGGGGGCAUCACGCCUGCUAGCGCGGCCCCCCGGCUGCGCCUCUUUGCUGCAAAGGACGACGGCGGGCCGCGCCUCCUGCAAGGCCUCGUGCACCGAGUGCAGUCGGAGGCUCCGAGGGGCGGUGCGCCGGCCGGCAGCGUGAAGGAGCUUGCUGCGCUGGCCAGUGCGCUGCUCUCCGCAGCGGGGCAGGAGGCGCGGGGGGCAUCGCCAGGAGGAGCAGGGGCGCAGCCGCAACAACGCAGGGACGCUCCUGCCGGCAGCGCUCCCGCGGCCGGCUCCGAGCAGUCUGGCGGGCCCAGUGGUCGCCGGCGGCCGCCUGUGGGGCUGCAGCGGCACAGCUGGGCGGAUGCGCACUACAAGGGCGACUGGAUGCGGCGGCCGCUCGAGUCGGGGGAGAUCGGGUGGCUGGUGCGCGGACUGGUGCGCGCGUCUGACGCUCUCAACGAGGCACUGCAGCUGGGGCCGCAGGCGGAGGCGAGGCUGGGGCAGGCGACACGAGGGGAGGCACGAGAAGGGAGCACAGAGACGCGAAAAGCGCCGGAAGGAGACGGUGAUCGGGGCCGAGGGCCGGGCAGGGCCGGGGAGAGCGAGCGGGGAGAUGGGGGCGGGGGGCAAAGUGGCGAGGGAGGGGAAGGACGGACCGCGAGGGAAGGGGGGGCUGACGCUGGACAAGCAGCCCAACGAACGGGCGGUGCUGAACAGACUGGAGAUGAACGGCGGGGCUACAGCGACGCGGUGCCGCUGCCCGUGAUUGCAUACCAAACGUGGCAAGAGGUGCGGGGGUGGGCGGCGAAGGUCGGGCGGAGCGCCGCGGGGCGGGCGCACCGGGCGGCGCUGAAGCGGCAGUGGCGGGUGAACCUGCGGCCGCUGGGGGAGGUGCAGAGCCUGGUGGUGCUCACGCUCCUGCUGGGCCUGGCCUGGCUCCUGCGACAGCUCGUGCGAGCCGUCUCAGGGUGACGAACGGGCGGGGGAGUGCGCGGCCGCCACGCAAGGGGAUAAUGGAGCAGCGCCGAGGCGCACCUCCUCAAUGCUUUCAAUGUAGCAGGGGUGAAUUACGCAGUCUGGAUACUCUCCGGCGUAGGAGUUGUGUCUAGGCUCGUGCCUUUGACACCCCGUCUGCAUACGAUUCUGUUGAAGCUUUGACGACUAGAAGUGGGUUCGUAGAAGCGGGGUGGACGGGGUUUGGGGCCAAUAAUCAACAUUCAAGCCCGCUGCUUUGGGAGCAGCUCGCUUGUCAAGUUCAAACCGUAACCAGCAUCUGGUAACGUAUGGUCGUUCGGGCGGCACGGUACAUGCAUGGCUGGUGUAGCCUUCAUAAAGACGCCUUCAGCCUACUUGUUUUGUGAACAAUGGACGCAAGCGGCGGCAUGUGCCCUCUGACUCUUCUAAAAUUGAGCAACGUGCAUCAGCAGGC